UCCAUCUCUAUUCUCUACUCUACUCUCCAAGAAAAUUUACAUUUCGUGUGUAGUUUGUACAAAUCACGAUUAUUUUUUUCGUGAGGCAACAAAAAAAAAAACUAUAAAGUUAAUAUAAAAUGGCUCAAAAAGGCGUUAAUCCAAUUGCAGUUUUAAAAAGCAUUUAUAGCAAUGAAUUCCAAUGGUCAGUGGUCAAAAGCUUCGGGAUAUUCCUGCUUGGUGUGCGUAUCGCAAAAGAAUUUGUCGGUGUGGAAAUUAUGCCCGCCAUUACACCGCAUUAAGAAGAGGAUUGAUAUGACACCCAACACGGAAGUACUUAGUAUAAGGAAAACACUUGCUUGUUAUGCAUUGUUUAGUGCUACAACUACUAGAGUAAUAAAAAAUUAUAUUGUUAAUUAAAAUGAA
Messenger RNA from Episyrphus balteatus (marmalade hoverfly), 405 nucleotides. RefSeq lists its product as uncharacterized. The record is from RefSeq and is a predicted model, not a curated record. Bases 120 to 281 code for a protein of 53 amino acids. NCBI's taxonomy places the organism in Eukaryota, Metazoa, Arthropoda, Insecta, Diptera, Syrphidae. The transcript is spliced from 2 exons.